AUUUUCUAGUACCUGUGUUCGACAUUAAUUAAAGCUGCUCGAUAAUACAAACUCGACAUACUGCUAAUUUUUAACAAUCGAUUAUUUCUCCAAAAAUCAAAGUUACACUUCUCAUUGUUUCAACUGUUUCCGUAAUUCGUCGUGAAUAUUCUCAAGAGGUGAGGAUAGAGGUCAGAAUUCAAGGACGUCAGAGAUUAUACAGGGUCUCGCCGCAAGUUUGCCGGAAGGACCGGGAAAGAGGGAGGAUAGCGUCCUCAGGAGCAAGAACGAACCACCCCCAUAAUCCCCGUACUCCUAUAGAAAACCGUCUCUGCCAAUAGUUGCCCGUCAUCCCCUUGCUCAGGGACCAAUCGGGAGCCGAUGUUGGACGAAGACAGGGAGCGAGGACGCCACGGCGGAGGGGUGAAAAGCUUAAGAAGACCGGAAUCGGCUGCAGGGUGAACACUGUCGGUCCUUCCGCAAGAGAGAUAGAAGCAUCAUCCAAGAGUGAGGUUGAACCUGCGUUGCGUUCUUUACCGAGACGUGUUUAUCCAAGUAAAAUCGAAGAUCUCCGAUUAAGAACACGUGAAAUUUUUCUUUCCUGAGCCUUGCGGCGGCUGCGGAUGUCAAAUAAAAUCCCUACGUGAAUACGCAACAGUUAUGAGCGGUUCUGGAAAAGGUCUUCUGGGCAUGUGGCUCUACAGAAGAGGCCAAGAGUGGGCCAUCAAAGAGGGAAGCCCGAUGCACAAGGUUCCAGACGUCCCGAUGACUGAGCGGGACGCAAGUGAGGAGAAUAAAAAUUCGGUAAUCUUCUCACUGAAGAAUCAAGUUGGAGGCUUAGCUCGAGCGUUGCAAGUUUUCCAGGACCUAGGCGUCAACGUUGUCCACAUUGAGUCCCGUCGAUCGGCGCAACGCGGUCCCGAGUACGAAAUUCUGGUCGACGUCGAGUGCGACGGAAAAAGGAUGGAGCAGCUCAUGAGGAUGUUGAGUCGGGAGGUGGCCGCGAUAAAUCUGGCCCAAUACGAACAAACAGGAAAUAUUCCUCAGCCGCCAACCUUGUCGGCUGCCCCGAGCUUCGAUUUCAGUGAGGUCGACAUGCCGUGGUUUCCGCGCAAGAUCGCUGACCUUGAUCAAGCUCAAAAGGUGCUGAUGUACGGCUCCGAUUUGGAUGCUGAUCACCCAGGAUUCAAAGAUCCAGUAUACCGAAGGCGCCGGGAAACAUUCGCUGAAAUCGCCAAUAGUUACAAACAUGGACAGCCGAUCCCGAAGGUGCAAUACACUGCGGAAGAAAUCAAGACUUGGGGCACGGUAUUUUGCGAGCUGCACCAACUUUACUUGAAACAUGCCUGCAAGGAGUAUCUAGAAAACUGGCCGAAGCUGGUCAAGUAUUGUGGUUACAGAGAGGACAACAUACCGCAGCUCCAGGAUAUCAACGUCUUCCUGAAACGAAUGACUGGGUUUCAACUACGCCCAGUUGCGGGAUAUCUUUCGCCGAGAGAUUUUCUGGCUGGUUUAGCAUUCCGAGUCUUUCAUUGCACUCAGUACAUCAGACACUCUUCGGACCCUUUUUACACCCCAGAACCGGAUUGCUGCCACGAACUUUUAGGACACAUGCCACUCCUCGCUAACCCAAGCUUCGCCCAAUUUUCCCAGGAACUCGGUCUGGCGUCACUUGGAGCUGCCGACGAGGACAUCGACAAGCUAGCAACCCUCUACUUCUUCACGGUCGAGUUCGGCUUGUGUAAACAGGACGGCACUCUCCGCGUUUACGGUGCGGGGCUUCUGUCCUCCGUAGCGGAGCUGAGGCACGCCGUUAGCACCCCCGAAAAAACCUUCAGAUUCGAGCCGGACGUUACCUGCAAGCAGGAAUGCAUCAUAACGGCCUUUCAGAACGCCUAUUACUACACGGAGAGCAUCGAGGAAGCGAAGGAGAAGAUGAGAGCCUUCGCUAAUCAGAUCCAACGCCCGUUCGGCCUACGUUACAACCCCUACACUCAGUCCGUCGAGGUUUUGACGGAUGCGCAGAAGAUCACGGCUCUCGUCAGCGAACUGCGCGGCGACCUCUGCAUCGUCUCGAAUGCUUUGCGCAAGAUUCACGAACAAGACGAGACGGUCGACGUCGAGAGGAUCACCAGUCUUCUCACCCAGGGGAUCGACGUUCCCCAAGAAUCAUCCGAUAGCGAUGAGGACGACAGGAGCCCCAACGUCGACGAGCCUCGAGGAGGCCGGGAUGAUCAGAAUGAAACCGACGCCGAGUUUCACCCGCAUCUGAACCUUGCUUCGCGGCAGCGCUAAGCGACCUUUCCAUACUCACUGCAGCCCGUUGACAAUUUUAUUCCUGUCUGAUUGAUGUAUUAUUUAUUUCGCAUGUCAGCGCUUUGAGCUAAUUCUAUAAUGCAUAAAUAUAUUGCGUAUAAUUGUAAGUUAUGAUAGUAUCUGGAGUUUUUCGUCGAUUUUCGAAACACGACCGGGCAGAUUGUCAAAGUUAGAGUGCUAGAAUCAUACGUUCCUCAAGAUCGAAUCGAUGUCCGAUCGUUGAUGAAAAAUUCCAUAUGUUAUAACAGCGUAGAAAAAAAUGGCACCACUGCAUACAAACGAAUCUCUGUGUCUGAUGAUAAAUAAAUCAGACGUGUGUUAUUACAUGUAUAUCGAACAAUAUCGUUGUAUCCAUGAAUCAGGCGUUAAUAGAGUCGCGAUGUAGUAAACUAUUUAGUAAUAAAUGCAAUGGGUUUCAGUGUGGAAAUAAUUUUCAUUUCGUUAUUUCUAUUCGUUGUACGCUCAAAAAUGUCGGAAAAAUGUAUAUUCUGUUAUUUUCGUAGCGAGCAUCAAGGGGUCAUCGAUUGAAAACAAAAUUAGAUCUUUUAGACCAUUACAAGAAUGAAGAGUUAUUAAUGUGUCAAUUUUUCUUCCUCCAAUCGAAUAUUACGUAGUGCAACUCGUGCGACGAUGAGACGGUAUUUUUGAAUCAUUGAAAAUGGAUAUUCAUCCAGCAACGAGUGAGUUAAGAAUUAUAGGCACAGAUAGUCACUUUGUGUGUAAGAAUUAAGAAUGAAAUCAGUUUACUCUACAUAAUAUGCAAAGUUUACGAAAUAUGUGUUGUGUGCUUUCCAAUAAAUACUGUCAGUUCGACUUGCAACCAA
Messenger RNA from Neodiprion fabricii, 3119 nucleotides. It is a transcript of the gene Trhn, whose product is annotated as tryptophan 5-hydroxylase 1. The coding region runs from base 640 to 2274 and encodes 544 amino acids. The transcript has 12 exons. The record is from RefSeq and is a predicted model, not a curated record. NCBI's taxonomy places the organism in Eukaryota, Metazoa, Arthropoda, Insecta, Hymenoptera, Diprionidae. Gene Ontology annotation, molecular function: iron ion binding; tryptophan 5-monooxygenase activity. Gene Ontology annotation, cellular component: neuron projection. Gene Ontology annotation, biological process: serotonin biosynthetic process; aromatic amino acid metabolic process.